AUGGGUGGCUAUAAUCAGUUUCUCUACUAUUACACUAUCUCGCGCGUGUCUCGCGUCAAACUCCUCGCACGCCCGCGCCAGCCCUUCUUUCUUGACACUAUACGGAGAUAUAGCAAGGAAAAUUAUGAUCAUCAUGCAGAAGAAAAAGCACCAACCACAGCUGAAGAAUUCACAAGAGUUGCUGAAGAAAUGGCUGAGGAAAAAGAACAUCAAGGCUUUAGCAGCCAAACAGUAGACAAAGCACAAGAGACUACUGGAAAAGAAAAUUCUCAUAAGAAGUGUGAUGAAUCUGAUGAUCUACUUAAAAGUAACCCACAAAACCAAAUUAGUAGUUAA
Molecule: messenger RNA, 336 nt
Organism: Solanum stenotomum
Lineage: Eukaryota; Viridiplantae; Streptophyta; Magnoliopsida; Solanales; Solanaceae
Exons: 2
Coding region: 1-336 (111 amino acids)
Source: RefSeq, a predicted model, not a curated record